Messenger RNA from Histoplasma capsulatum G186AR, 507 nucleotides. RefSeq lists its product as uncharacterized. Bases 1 to 507 code for a protein of 168 amino acids. NCBI's taxonomy places the organism in Eukaryota, Fungi, Ascomycota, Eurotiomycetes, Onygenales, Ajellomycetaceae. The transcript is spliced from 4 exons. The record is from RefSeq and is a predicted model, not a curated record. Gene Ontology annotation, cellular component: membrane.
AUGGCUCUCCUCGACACCGCCAUGCGCGGCCUGCUCUUCUGCACCCGCCUGCUCCAGUGGUGCAGCGCCGUGAUCGUUAUGGGCAUCGUGGCCUUCUUCCUCCACAGGGGGCCGAAGGGCCAACAUCUGAAAUACGAGAUCGUUAUCGCUGUAUUAUCCGUUGCCUUCUUCCUGCCCGGCCUGCUCUCCGCCUUCAUCCCCGCCGUGGGCAAGAUCGCGUUCCCGAUUGAUAUCAUCUUCUCCUAUCUCUGGUUAACCUCCUUUAUCUUCACCGCGCAAGACUACAACUUGGGCGUCUGUGGUCUCAACGCGCCCCCCGGCGGCCGCUGCUCGCUCAAGCAUGCUCUCGAGGCCUUCACCUUCCUGGCAUUCUUCGGCUGCCUCGCCUCCGCGAUGCUCGAGAUCUAUAACCUGUGGGCAUACCACAAGUCGCGCUCUGUGACGGCGCAUCCCACGAAGGAGGUGCCGCGGCAGUCGGCGGAGACGGAGGGGACGGCGGCGGUGUAG